ACCAUGCAGGGGCUCCUGCUCUGCUGCCUCGUGGCCCUGGCCUCGUGCCAAACUGUCCGCUAUGAGCUCAGCCUGAAUCCUCAGAAGACGUACGAGUACAGCUAUGCAGGAGUGGUGAAUUUUGGACUCGGGAUACCGAACCUGGCUGAAUCUGGAGUGAGGAUAACGUGCAAGGUCAAGAUCACUGGUGUGUCUGCACAAACAUUCAUCCUCAAGGUCUCAGAUUUACUCUUCGAGGAGUUCAAUGGCUUCCCGGGGAAAGACACCUUCACCGCCUCCCCGAAGCUCACCCAACGUAUCGCCGCCCAGCUCACCAAACCCUUCAUGUUUGAUUACGCCAGCGGACAUGUUGAUGACAUCCGGGCCUCUGCUGAGGUCUCUGACACUGUCGUCAACAUCGUGAGGGGGAUACUGGGCUUCUUCCAAGUCACUGUCAAGACCACACAGAAGAUCUAUGAACUGGAAGAGGUUGGCAUCCAUGGCAAGUGCCAGAGCAACUACAUUACUGAAGAAAACAUGGAGACCAAAGACAUGACCAUCACUCAGGUGGUGGAUGUGACUCAUUGCAAGGAGAAAGCAGCCAUCUACAGGGGGAUGGCGACUGCCGUGCUUGACCAGGUCGCCAAACAGAGAGGGGACUCUAUCGUUUCAACAGUGAGAUAUGUUUACACAGUCAAACCCACGGCAGAGGGAGGUCUCAUCACCACGGCUCACGGUCUGGAGCGACAGUACUUCAGUCCCUUCAACGUGAAGGGCGGCAAUUUCAAGAUGCAAGCAACGAAGCAAAUAGUGCUGCUCCAUGCGAUCGACACUGAGAGAGCUGUCAUGUUCGGGGCAGUGGAGAGCAAAGGAAACCUGGUUUACAAGUUUGUCAAUUCCCAAGCUAACGUCCCCAUAAUGAUGCAGAACCUGGACAACCCAGUUCCAAAGGCGAUGGAGUUGAUCAAGCAUCUGGCUGAGGCUAACAGAUAUCAGAUUGACAGUGCGACAACUGAAGACACCAUAAAGGUCUAUCAGCUCCUGCGAGUGAUUCCUUAUGAAGGGUUGGAGGAGAUGUGGAAGCAAUUUGCAGGAAAUGAAGAAUAUAGACGUUGGUUUCUGGACAUGAUCGUUGAGGUCGGCGAUGCCAGAAUCCUAAAGUUCCUGGAGAUGAGGUUUCACGCUGGAGAUGUGUCUGCAAGUGAAGCCCUGCAAGCCUUAAUGCUGUCUAUCAACCACCUCAAUCCCAUUCCUGAGCUGGUGGAGAUGGCUAAAAUGUUCCUGUACAUUCCCUUCUGUAAAUCCAGCACCUAUCUGUGGCACACUGUGGUGCUCAACUAUGGUUCUCUGGUUUAUAAGCACUGUGCAUAUUAUACACCCUGCCCAGUAGCUGCUGUUCAGCCUCUGUUGGACAUGGCCACGGAGGCUCUGAAGAACAACAGUGAGGCAGACAUGGUCCUGGCCCUGAAAGCUCUGGGGAACGCAGGUCAUCCAGGCAGCAUUAAAACCAUCAUGCGCUUCCUCCCCGGUGUGGCCGCCACCCCUGUGAAUGUGCCGCCUCGAGUGCUGAGCGCUGCCGUGCAGUCGAUGAGACUCAUAGCUGCCAGAGACCCUCAAAGUGUCAGGGACAUCACCAUGGCUCUGUUUGUGGAAAAGAACCUUCCAGUUGAGAUUCGCAUGCUGGCCUUCAUGAUCCUGUUUGACACCAAGCCGUCCAUGGCUCUGGUAUCCACGGUGACGACACAUCUCCAGCAGGAAAAAGACCUCCAUGUUGUUAGUUUUGCAUUUUCCUACCUGAAGAGUUUUGCCAGAUCCCGAACUCCAGACAACCAAUAUCUCUCAACUGCCUGCAAUGUGGCUGCGAAAAUCCUGGCCCCGAAAUUCGGCCGGGUCAGCUAUCACUACAGCAAAGCCAUGCGCAUGGAUUGGUUCAAUGAUGACUUCCUCAUUGGUACAGCUGCAGAAGUCUUUAUGCUCAGAAGUGCUACAAACAUCUUCCCCACUGAAAUCAUGAUGAAAGGGAAAUUCUUUUUCAUUGGAAGAAUUCUGCAGCUCUUGGAGUUUGGAAUCCGUGCUGAUGGAAUUAGGGAUUUGUUCGGCACAAGCAUCCCUGGAUUUAACGGGGAUCUAGAUUUCACUGACCUGGUGUCUGUUUUGAACAUGCUUCAAAACUGGGAGGUUCUGCCCAACGAUAAGCCAGUUCUCUCUGCCUAUUCACGUGCCUCUGGACAAGAGUGGUUCUUUGCUGACAUGAACAAAGAGUUCAUUCAGAACAUCAUCAUGGCUGUGCAUCCUGCUGCAGGGAAGGAAAGCCCUCUGUGGGAGGUGAUUGAGAAUCUACAGAAAGGAAUCUCAUGGCACAAGACCAAGCCUUUCUUGAUCUUUGAGGUUCGCUACCACCAAGCCACAACCCUGGGUCUCCCGCUGGAGAUUAGCAAAUAUUAUGAGUCAGUCAAUGGCAUCACAGUUAACGCUAAAACUGCAAUAAAUCCACCAGUGACUGAACAGCUUGGACAACUCCUGAAUUCUGAGAUUACACUGGAGACUGAUGGUUUUAUUGGCUACACAAAAGAUUUUUGGGUUUUCUAUGGGAUUAACACAGAACUGUUCCAGUGUGGCUCCGAGUUGAAGGCUAAAACUCCAAUCGGAAUUCCAUGGAAGUUCUCUGCCAAGAUCAACGUCAGAGAGAAGAAGUUUGAACUCGACUUUCCUGCGUGCAAAAAAGAGAUUGAAAUAGUAUCGGUCAGCUCCAAUGUGUACGCAGUCUCCAGGAACAUUGAAGAGCUAGAUAUGGCUAAAGUGACCCCAAUGAUGCCCAAAGCCAUUGACUCCAAUGAUGAAGUUACCCACACAGGCCCCUCAGUGGUGACGCCUGAGUCAGAUCAGGUGAUGAGAGCAAACUCCUGGCAUCCGGUAACCAAGAUGUGCGCUGAGAGUAACAUUUAUGGAGCUGGUCUCUGUGUGGAGUCUGAGUUAAGGAGAGAAUAUUAUAAUGAGGAGUACCCACUGUACUAUUUCUUGGGAUACACAAACUUGGCACUCAAAAUCGCCCCAGCUCAGGCAAUCAAAGCCGUUGACAAAAUCCACUUUGAGGUUAAUGCCGGCCCAAGCACACAUCAGAUGAGCACACGCCAACUGCUGGAGAGUCUGAGGAGGCUUUCCAAGGCGGCUACUCAGCAGAUACGUCUGUCCUCUGAUUCAGCCUCAAGCGUCAGAGGAUCUCAUCAGAGCCAGCCUGACAGCUUCUUGGAAGUCGGGAACUCGACACCUGAGGCCAUGUUCAACAUCAAAGCUUUUGCUUUGAGUGGCAACGAGAAGCCCCAGGGAUACGACGCAGCCGUGUACUACACGCCCGAGGCAAAUGUUAAGAAUACCCAACUGAUAGUGUCCCAGGCUGGAGAAGACACCAACUGGAAGAUGUGCAUGGACACCACUGUGACUGCCCAUGCUGAAGCAAAGGCACACAUCCGAUGGGGAGCUGAAUGUCAGUCCUAUGAAAUGUCAAUGAGAGCUGCAACUGCACAUCUGCCUGGUUCCAUGCCUACGCUCAAGGCCAAAGUACACUGGACCAAGAUCCCAGAGACCAUGGCCGAGCUGGGCAGACGAGUUGACAGCUACAUCCCCGGCAUGGCUUUGCUUCUCGGCUUCAACCAGCAACACGAGAGUAAUGCCGGUCAGGAGGUCUCUGCAUCAGUUGUUGCUUCCUCAGCAGACAGCGUCGAUGUGAAGAUUAGAUUCCCAGAGUAUACUGUGUACCGCCUCGCCAUCCCAGUUCCACUGCCACCUGCCAGUUCUCCGGAGUCACAGCUCGACAACAGAAACACAACAAUAGAUGGAUUCGGAUUUGCUUAAAAACAUGAAGACAACAAAGCCCAGAUGGGAGCCAGAUGCCUCUUUUCACAGUGAUAACACUGCAUCCCAAAUCUCACCUCCAUGAUAAAAGUGAGGAUCAUAAAAGAUGUAUCAGUGAUGCUUUAGAUGUCGCCGGUUUGGAAAUAACCUGUAACGCUCUUGAUUUAUUCAUUAGAAAGCCUGUUAAUAUUUGAACACCCUCUUUUGAUUCCUGCUCAUGUUCUAAAAUACUGUAUCUUCAUCAUACUGGAUUCAUAACAGCGGCUAUUGUGCUAAAUCUGGGUGUCGCAUAAUUAAAAUACAGAACAACCUGUUUCUUCCUUUAUUUUACCAUUAUGACGCUUGCAUUUUCUUUCAUUAUCUUCUGAAGGAAUUCAAGGGCAUUUCAACCUGAACUGAUAAGACAGUGUAAUAUGUCAAAUGGGGAGAGAGAAUGAGAGAAGUCACUGGUUGAAG
Molecule: messenger RNA, 4287 nt
Organism: Paralichthys olivaceus (Japanese flounder)
Lineage: Eukaryota; Metazoa; Chordata; Actinopteri; Pleuronectiformes; Paralichthyidae
Gene: vtg3
Product: vitellogenin 3, phosvitinless
Biological process (GO): lipid transport; cellular response to estrogen stimulus; response to estradiol
Molecular function (GO): lipid carrier activity
Source: RefSeq, a predicted model, not a curated record